This is a messenger RNA of Olea europaea var. sylvestris, 7946 nucleotides long. RefSeq lists its product as uncharacterized. The record is from RefSeq and is a predicted model, not a curated record. Lineage: Eukaryota; Viridiplantae; Streptophyta; Magnoliopsida; Lamiales; Oleaceae. Gene Ontology annotation, molecular function: acetylglucosaminyltransferase activity. The coding region runs from base 6220 to 7593 and encodes 457 amino acids. The transcript has 3 exons.
UUUGAGACUUAAUCGGAUCGAAUAGCUCGUUGGAGCUUAUUGGGUUCUGAUACCAUGAUGAAAGGGUAAAGAGACGAUAGAAAGCUGUAUUUUUAUUAUUCUGAAUUGUCUACAUAUAUGUUGGUGGGAGCCUUCAAUGAUUCCCAAAUUAUAGAUACAAAUUGAUAUGAUGAAACUAAAUAUGGAAAACACUAGUGUGGAUGAUUUCAUGCGAUAAUAUCGUCCAAUCUGUGAAUUUUCCAAUACAAGUCUGUGUUUGUGAAAAUUAUUGUUCUUCGGUACUUUUAAAUUUUAAUGUUGUUUUCUAACGGUGACUAAUUCUCUUAUAAUUGCUAUGAAUAUACAGAAAAAAUUGAGGUUGCUCAAUUAUUUUAGCUUUCAAUGUUAAUCUUAACACUAUCAACACAAACUAGCAAUAUCGGAAAGUGAGAGAAAAAAGCAUAGCACACUAGACAACACGAGAACAUAGUAAAGGUUGGUUUUACUCAAAAUAAAAUCGAAUCAUUCUCUAUUAUCAUGGUAAACAAGAUUGAGCAUUGUAUUAUUCGAAGCAUAAAAGUUGCUAUGAUGAUAAGAAUAUAAGUGUAAAAACCCUAAACAAGCAAAAAUAUUGAAAAAAAGUGCUCGAACAUAAUGUUAAACAAGGUAAUAAUUGUAUGAUGUAACAUAAAAAUUGCAAAACCCGAUACUAUGAAACUUAAAUAAGAAAAAGACUAAACUACCAAUAAUAAAGAAACCUAUAAUAUACUAUCUAACCUUCGAAGGUACAGUAAUACACGUUCAUUAACUUUUUAGGGGAAUCUCAAUUGGAUCACUAAAUUUUAAUUUGUCCAGUUUUGGAUUUGAAGGCAAGAAAAAAUUGGGAAUUAUAUUACCAGAAAUCUUCAAUCUUAUUGCCUUAAAAGUUACUGUAGAUUACAUUCCAAUUUAUACAUACUAGAGGACUCAGGGGAUUGCAUCAGAAUAAAUGUGACUAUUACAUAUCCAAGAAGACUCUUUAAAUUACUCAAUCAAUUGUUGGAAUACUAGUAGACACUUGACUAAAAAUAAAGUUCUAGUAAAUGAUUUUGAAUUCAUCAGUGAUCAUUAAUUUGGUUUAUUUUCCAACAUUGCCUCCCGUAAACUAAAUUUGCUUUUCAUUCCAAGUCUCGCAAGCUGUUUCUUGAAGUUUUGACCUCCAAUUGGUUUUGUAAAUACAUCUGAUACUUGAUCUUCUGUUUUGCAGUAUUUGACUUGAAUUAUUCCAUCUUGAACAAGCUCUCUCAAGAAGUGAUACCUCAUACGAAUGUGUUUGGUCCUCCCAUGUAGAACUAGUUCCUUUGUAACAGAAAUUACUGAAUUAUUAUCACACAAAAGAGUUGUAGGAGCAUCCUGCUUGUGAUUUAGAUUCUCCAAAAUCCCUCGUACCAUACAAUUUGGCAGCUAGCAAAAGAUGCCACAAUAUAUUCAGCUUCCGUUGUUGACAGAGCAACAAUUGGUUGUUUCUUCGAACUCCAACAAAUUACUCCACUUCCAAUGCUAAAGGCAUAACUCGACGUACUUUUUCUAUCAUCAACACUUCUAGCAAGAUCACUAUCAGUGUAUCCAAAGAGUGUAAUUGGAACAUUUGCUUGAUAAAAAAUGCCAUAAUCAAUUGUCCCCUUCACAUAUCGUAAAAUUCUUUUAGCAGCUUCCCAAUGUUCUGAAUGUGGUGCUUCCAUGAACCUACUUAUUAAACUCACAGCAAACAUGAUAUCAAGUCUUGUGGCUGUGAGAUACGUUAGAUUUCCCACUAAGCUCUUGAACAUGGUGGUAUUAAUAAGCUUUCCUUCUCCUUCCUUUCUGAGUUCCUGGCCUAAGAUGCAUGGAGUUGAAACAGGAUUUGCAAAUUCCAUCUUAAACCUUUUUAGAAUCUCUCUAGCAUACUGCUCUUGAGUAAUAAAAAUUCCGCUUUCAGAUUAGUGUACUUUAAUACCCAAAAAAUGAUGUAGUUUUCCCAAAUCAAUCAUAUUAAACUCUUUCAUCAUCAAGUCUCUAAAAUUAUCCAACAUGGCCAGAUUAUUUCCAGUGAAGACAAGAUCAUCAACAUAAAGACUUACAAUAAUGAAACUUCCAUCAGAACCAUUUUUGAUGUAGAGAGUAUGUUCAUGUGGACUUCUAUGAAAACCAUUUGUUUCAAAAAAAUGCAUUGAUUCUACUAUACUAAGCCCUUGGUGAUUGUUUUAAACCGUAUAAGGCCUUUUUCAACUUGUAAACUUUAUGCUCUUCUCCCUCUUUCACAAAACCAGGUGGUUGUUCAACAUAAAUCUCUUCUUCAAUAAAACCAUUUAAAAACGUAGAUUUAAUAUCCAUUUGCAAGGGCUUCCAGUUAUUUUGAGCAGCUAGAGAAAUUACAAGCCGAAUAGUGUCAAGUCUAGAGACCGGGGCGAAUACCUCAUUGUAGUCUUCUCAUUUUCUUUGCACAUACCCCUUUGCUACAAGCCGAGCUUUGUGUUUGUUGACUGAAUUGUUUGGAUUCAGUUUAGUUUUGAACACCCACUUUACUCCUACAUGCUUCUUGUUUGGUGGCAGAUUUGUUAGCUCCCACGUAUUGUUCUUUUCAAUGGCAUCAAUUUCUUCCUUCAUGGCAUUUCUCCAUUUUUCUUCUUUGAUUGCCGCUUCAUAUAAAAUUGGAUCCUCACCUGCAAAAAAUUCAAACAAAACAGCACCUUUUUCAUGAGUAGGUUUUGUAGACUCAUAGAUUUUUUGCAAUCUUCUCAUUUUUGUUCUUGGUGGCUCUUCAUCAUAAUCUUCUCUUCUAGAAGAAUUUGGAGGUGAAAGGGAUCCACAACUUAAAGAAUUGUCACAAUUUCAUUUGAGGUAUUAUCGCCUUCUUGAAAAAUUAUUGAUUGACUGCUCUCAUUACUUUCAAGGGUCACAUUUUCAUCGAACUUUACAUCCCGACUUAUCACAAUUUUCUUCGUCAAUGGAUUGUAUAAUUUAUAACCCUUAGACCUUUCACUAUAUCCAACAAAAACGCAUUUCAGAGCUUUAUCAUCCAAUUUAUUCCUUAUUGCAUUCGGUAUAUGGGCAAAAGCAAGACUACUGAAGAUCUUUAGGUGUGAAACUUUUGGUUUAGAAAAAUACCAGGCUUCAUGUGGAGUCAUGUUAUUCAAACUUUUUGAGGGUGACCAGUUGAUCAAAUAUACUGCACAAGCAACUGCCUCUGCCCAAAGUUCUCGUGGUAGUUGCUUUCUUUUAAGCAUGCAUCUUCCCAUUUCCAUAAUGGUUCAAUUUUUUCUUUCACAAACUCCAUUCUGCUGUGGUGAAUUUUGUACAGUCAGUUCAUGUCUUAUUCCAAGAUUUCUGCACAAUUUUUCAAAGUCCCUUGAAAGAUACUCAGUCCCACGAUUAGUUCUUAAUAUCUUAAUAGAAAAUCCAGAAAAGUUCUCAACUUCAGCUUUAAAAUCUUUGAAAGCAUAAAAGCAAUCAGAUUUUUCUUUAAGAAAAUAUGUCCAAACUAUUCUGCUAAAGUCAUCAAUGAAAGAGAUAAAAUAUCUGCUAACUCCAAGAGAUAAAACUGGAAUUGGUCCGCACAAGUCUGAAUGGAUAAGUUGUAGUGGUUGUCUGGCUCUCCAAGAUGACUUGUGUGGAAAUGAACUUCUAUGUUGCUUUCCAAGUUGGCAGGCCUCACAAACUUCAUUCAGUUGUUCAAUCUGAGGAAGACCAUCCACCAUUUUCCUUUCUGAUAACAAUUUCAAGGUUCAUAAUUUAAAUGCCCAUACCUGUCAUGCCAUUGUUUCGAAAUUUCUCUAUUUGUGCUAGUGAAAUGAGAAGCAACAUUAGUAACUUUUAGUUGAAUAGGAAACAGAUUAUUUGAUGUCAAUGGGAUCUUUGUGACAAUCUGAUUUUCUUUGGUCAAAAUGCACAAUUUAUCAUGUAAAUUGAUCUCAAAACCAUUUCUUAAAAGGUGGCCUGCACUUAAUAGAUUGCUUCGCAAACCAGGAACAUAAUAAACAUCAGACAUCUUUUCAAGCUUUCCCGUCUUAGUUUCGAUCGUUAUAUCUCCAAUCCCUUUAAUUGCAAAAGCUCUAGCAUCACCAACUUUGACUUGCCCUAAUUUUGAUUCCACCAGCUUAGAAAACAAGUUUUUGUUUCCAAUCAUAUGCUUACUAGCACCGCUAUCCAGAUACCAAACACCAUCAUUUUUCAAUUUUUCACAUGUUAAUAACAAAGUUUCAGAAGUGUACUUCUCAUGACAUUCAUUUUUAUGAAUGAAACUAGUUUAUGCUUUAUCCUCAUUUUUCUUGUUCUAGCACUCAUUGCUUUUAUGGCCAAGUUUGUGGCAGCAUUCAACAUAUUCCUUUCCCUUAUACCAGCAAUUACUACUUUUAUGAUUAGUUUUAUGACAGUAAUAACAUUCAGGGAAUUCUUUUCUACCUCUUUGAUGAUAUCCUCGGCCUCGACCUCUUUGAAAAUUGCUUGUGUGAUCAUACUUUACUUCUUCUUUGAACUCUCCACCACUUUGAAAUCCUCUUCCUCUUUCGCGAGAAUGGUGGUCUCUCCCUCGACCUCCAGGUCGUCCUCUUCCUCUAAAGGUAUUAGAAUUAGAGCCUCCCGAAAUUUGAGAUUUGAGUGCUUGAUCACGGAGUGAAGGAUUCCUGUUCUUUACUCGCAGUUCAUGAGAUUUUAACGAUGCAAGUAAAUCAGCUAAUGAAAGUGUUUCCAAGUCUUUAAAUUCCUCAAUUGUGGCAGCAGUGAAAUCAAACCUUGAUGGUAGACUUCGAAGAACUUUUUCAACAACUUUCUGAUCUUCUAAACGUUCGCCAUUGAAUGCCAUUUGAUUUAUAAUUGUAGUAACCCUUGUGAAGUAAUCAGAAAUACUUUCUUCUUCUUUCAUUUCCAAUUUCUCGAACUCUAAUCUCAAGGACUAUAAACAUACCUUUUUUACUCUCUCUUCUCCAAGGUGUGCUGUUUGCAAAAUUUCCCAAGCUUGCUUUGAAGUUUCAGCUUUUGCAAUUCGUCAAACACCAGUCUUUCAAUUGCCUCGUAAAUGUGGAAAAGGGCUUUACUGUCUUUUUCUCACUUUUCAUUCAAAGCAUUUCUUUGUGCUUGAGUCAUUCCAUCUUCAGUCUCCGGAUCUUCAAAACCUUUAUCAACAAUAUUCCAGAGCUUCAUAGAUUUCAGCAACACUUUCAUAUUGUGACUCCAAUAGUCAUAAUCUUCCCCAUUGAAACGAGGAAUAAGAGACCAGAUUACUUGGAUUUGCCAUGAUUUUCUUUUCCAGGAUAUGUUACUACUAUUUUAUUCAGAGAAUAAUUUUUGUAAUGGUCGAAAGCUCUGAUACCAAUUUGAAGGCAAGAAAAAAUUUGGAAUUAUAUUACCAGAAAUCUUCAUUCUUAUUGCCUUAAAAGUUACUGCAGAUUACAUUUCAAUUUAUACAUACUAGAGGACUCAGGGGAUUGCAUCAGAAUAAACGUGACUAUUACAUAUCCAAGAAGACUCCUUAAAUUACUCAAUCAAUUGUUGGAAUACUAGUAGACACUUGACUAAAAAUAAAGUUCAGUAAAUGAUUUUGAAUUCAUCAGUGAUCAUUAAUUUGGUUUAUUUUCCAACAGGAUUUAAUCACUUUAUCACAUUCUGUCACAUGUUGUCCCUAAACACAGUGUAACCAAUAUUUCAUGUAACCCUUAUUUGGCACCCUAUAAAUGAAAAUGAUAAAAUGAUGGUUGUGACAAUGUAUUUACAUUAAAAAGGUUAAAAUGUUUUUUAUUCUAACACUUUUAUGACAUAGUGGUAAGUUGGCUUGUAACGCAGCUAGCUAUUGUUGGAAGAUUAGUUGCAAUAUAACUGUCAAUACGUAUUAUUUAUUAACUUGGGAGAUGACUGCUGAUGGAGUUGAGAAAUUUGAAACCAAAUUAAAGUUCCGAUCCAAUUGAGACAAAUUAAAUUUCAGUGAUCUCAGGUGAAAUUUACUCUUGCCAAUAACUAGGACUCUGAUAGUUUACAACUAAAAAAAAAAGGCCAAAUCCUUGGCGGCGUGCAAAAUACAAUACUUACUUCCUUUAGCAUGAAAUGCAAGUUACAAGGGAAAAAUGCUCAAUAGCACAUCACAUGAAUUAUCAGCAACACAUGGAAAGCAACAUACUGCUCAUUAGUAAUUAAGCUCUUCUUGAUACAAGGCUUUUCUUUCUUCUGUAAAUUGUAGAUUGCUUUUCUUGAAUUUUCUGUCACUCUGCCUUCUCCUUCUUCUCAAUAUCUAUGGCCAUUGUUUCAAAAUUCAACGUUAAUCGACCAAACUUCACCAAUAAGUUGUGUAAGUCACUUAUAGUUUCUGGAUUCAUCCUGUAUAUAUUCUAUACCUUGUUGUCCAACCAUCCAUGUUGCUAUUCUUCCACCAUUUUUACCAGAUUGAGGCAGAAAGAUCCCAAAUAUUCCGAUCCUCCUCUCAUUCCUACCAAUCUUAGCCAUGUCGUGUUCGGUAUAGCAGGCUCAUCCAAAACAUGGAGGAACAGAAGAUGGUAUGUUGAAACAUGGUGGCGCCCAAAUAUAUCUCGAGGCUAUCUUUUCGUGGAUAGAUUUCCUAUAGAAUUUCUUCCAUGGCCACCUUCUUUGCCUCCCUUUCGUAUUUACCAGAAUACUUCUAGAUACAAAAAAUAUGAUAAGCACCCAAUCCCACAGGCCAUUAGAAUGACACACCUUAUCUUGGAGACAUUUAAGGCAGAAAACGAAGGCGUAAGGUGGUAUAUUUUGGCAGAUGAUGACACAGUCUUUUUCAUCAACAAUUUGGCCGAUGUUCUUGCAAGAUAUGAUCACAACGAGUUCUUUUACAUUGGAAUGAAUUCAGAAAGUCAUGCAUCAAAUGUUUAUCACUCAUUUGAUAUGGCUUUUGGUGGAGCUGGAUAUGCUUUGAGUUAUCCUCUUGCCAAGGCACUGGUGAAUAAUUUGGAUGUCUGUAUAAAGAGAUAUCCAACUCUAUAUGGAAGUGACCACAUUGUGCAGUCCUGUGUGGCUGAUUUAGGUGUCUCUCUCACUCGAGAAAAAGGGUUCCAUCAGGUUGAUGUACAUAGUGACAUAUCAGGUCUUCUAUCAGCACAUCCACAGGCUCCUCUUGUAUCCCUCCACCACCUCGUUUACGUCGAUCCAAUAUUUCCUUACAUGAACCACAAAGAAUCGCUGAAUCAUCUAAUGGAAGCUGUGAAGAUAGACGAGUCUAGGCUACUACAGCAAAGCAUAUGCUAUCACAAGCCCAAAAACUGGAGCGUCUCCAUAUCAUGGGGUAUACAGUGCAACUUUAUGAAGCCAUCUUCCUUCCAAGCAUGCUCCAGAGACCCCUCCAGACGUUUACGCCUUGGAGCAAAUACGUCUGGCCUUCAUUCCUUUUUAAUACUCGAAUUCCCUCCAAAAAUCCUUGUGAAGCUCCACAUUUCUUUUUCUUUGAUUCUGUGGAAAAUAAAAGCGAGGAUUAUUUCCUUACCAGCUAUAGUAGGAGAAUGCCUGCAGGUUCAAUGCCGUCUUGCCCCUCGACUGGCAAUCAUUCUGCUAAUCAUAUCUCCAAAAUAUAUGUUCUCUCCCCUAUAUGGAAACAUGAUUCAAUUGGAAGCAGAAGAGAAUGUUGCGAUGUUAUGCAUAUGACAGGCACGAACAGUACUGAAAUUAAGCUUCGUAAUUGCUUAGAGAAUGAAAUAGUGCCCUGAUCGAAUGAAGGAGCCAGUAUACACUGAUGUUACAAGGAAGACCGACUAACUACGAGGAUGUGUCGAUCAAAUUGUCAAUGAAUUCUGAAAGCAAAUUGUAAAAUUUUUCAGACAAACAUACAUAAGUGUAUCAUCACUUUGUUUUCAGUCUUUGGACGCAUCAGCAGAAAACUCAUUCACUUGCUAUUCAUUUUCCAUGUUCUUUUCUCUAGUUCGGUAACUUCUUAUGUAGUCAAUAUAUAUUGUCUCGAACUUUUUAUACCCUAAUACAUUUUUGACACUUCAGCCCAA